This is a messenger RNA of Abrus precatorius (Indian licorice), 856 nucleotides long. Its product is annotated as ubiquitin-conjugating enzyme E2-17 kDa-like. Gene Ontology annotation, molecular function: ubiquitin conjugating enzyme activity. Gene Ontology annotation, cellular component: nucleus. Lineage: Eukaryota; Viridiplantae; Streptophyta; Magnoliopsida; Fabales; Fabaceae. Gene Ontology annotation, biological process: protein polyubiquitination. Bases 1 to 468 code for a protein of 155 amino acids. The record is from RefSeq and is a predicted model, not a curated record. The transcript is spliced from 5 exons.
AUGGGAAUGGUUUUAGCUUUAUAUGAUCCUCUGGAACUCCAGCUGGAAUUGAAGGACCUACAGAAAGAUCCUCCUGCAUUGUGCAAUGCUGGCCCAGUGGCUGAUGACUUGUUCCAUUGGCAAGCUACGAUUAUGGGCCUUGCAGAUAGAGCAUUUGCCAGAGGUGUAUUUCUUGUGUCAAUUCACUUCCCUCCUGAUUAUCCUUUCAAACAACCCAAGGUUUCAUUCCGCACAGAGGUUUUCCACCCUAAUAUCAACAGUAAUGGUAGUAUUUUCCUUGACAUCCUCAAAGAGCAAUGGAGCCUUGCGCUUACAAUAUCCAAGGUCUUUCUUUUUAUAUGCUCUCUGCUGACAGAUCCCAACCCAGAUGAUCCUCUGGUCCUUGAGAUUGCUCAUAUGUACAAGACUGACAGAGCCAAGUAUGAGGCUACUACACGGUCUUGGACCCAGAAAUAUGCCAUGGGCUAGGAUCACUAGUUGAUCUGCAAGAUAUUUACCCAUAUUCUCUGCCAUAGUAGUAAAUAAAUAGACUUGAAUUGAUCUAAACAAAUAUGAAAUUGUAUUCUCCUUUCUGCCAGCUACUUUGAACUUCAAUAUUGGAAAAACAAUUUCAUACUAUAUGAAGUUUAUGGACGAAUUUACAUAUAUUUUGCAUGGUUUCCAUUAAAUUCAUUUUAAACUGCACUCUUUUUUUCUCUAUAUUUAGAUUCUUUAUUGUUGGGGCAAAGCCUGGGAAGGUAACUCGAUCUGCAUGGCUUUUUUUUUCCAACAUCUUGAAGCGCUGCUUGGCUCUUUGUCAGCUUCUAAUUUGAGCGUAAAAUAUUGUAAGAAAUACUUAGGACUUCAACCUUGGAGG